GGGGCCUCGGCGGGGACUGUGAGGGGAUGAAGGGGGCUCCCCAAAAUCGGAGGCCUCUCCCAAACUGGGGGGUCACAAGACCCCUGCUCAUCCUCAUCCUGCUCCUCGCAGGCUCCCAGUGCUCCCAGACCCCCCCCGAAGGCUGUGCCCCGUGCCCGACCCCCUCCCUGCCUCCCUCCCCGGAGCCCCCCGAGACGCCGACCCCCGUGACCGUGACCACCGGGAGCCCCCCGAGCCCCUCCUGCUCCCCGGCCCCGCCCCGGGGGUGGCUCCGGGUGUGGGGGGGGCCCCCCUCCCGCGAGGGGCGCGUGGGGACCCCCCUGACCCUCGAGUGCCACUUCCGAGGCCCCCCCGACACCGCCCUGACCUGGCUCCAGGCGUGUCCCCCCGGGCUCGGGGAGGUCCCCCGGAGCUGCCCCUGGCCCCAGGAGGUGGUGGCCACCCGGGGGGGCCGCCGGAUGGACCGGGUGGUGCGGGAAGGGGGGGGAAGCUCCACCCUGACCUUCCCCAAACUGUCCCACAACGACUCCGGGCUCUUCUUCUGCCGCGUGGAGUCCGGGGGGGAGACGGCCCAGAGCUGCGGCACCUUCGUCAGGGUCCUCGAGCCGGUUCCCGCCCCGUUCCUGGCGCUGAGGGAGAGCACCAAGAACCGGAUCCUGACGGCGCAGGGGGUGCUGCUGCUGCUCUGCUCAGCUGGGCCGGGGCUGCUGCUGCUGCUCAGGAAGCGCUGGGCCAACGAGCAGCUGCUGCACCCCGAAAAAACCACAUGCGAGGAGGAAAACCUCUACGAGGGGCUGAACCUGGACGAGUGUUCGAUGUAUGAGGACAUUUCCCGGGGGGUCCAACCCACCUACCAGGACGUGGGGACCCUCCCCGGCGACUCCCAGCUGGAAAAGCCCUGAGGGACCCCCCGAAAAAGGGGGGUGGGACCCCCCCGGGAAGGGGUUUGGGACCCCCUGGCUCUGCUUGGGCCCCCCCAAUGCUCUGCUCUGGUGACACAAGGCCGUGCUGACCCCUCCCAAAAUAAAGCUGCUGCGCUGCCGGA
Messenger RNA from Pipra filicauda (Wire-tailed manakin), 1045 nucleotides. Its product is annotated as B-cell antigen receptor complex-associated protein alpha chain-like. Lineage: Eukaryota; Metazoa; Chordata; Aves; Passeriformes; Pipridae. Gene Ontology annotation, molecular function: transmembrane signaling receptor activity. The record is from RefSeq and is a predicted model, not a curated record. The coding region runs from base 27 to 902 and encodes 291 amino acids. Gene Ontology annotation, biological process: B cell differentiation; B cell receptor signaling pathway. Gene Ontology annotation, cellular component: external side of plasma membrane; B cell receptor complex; membrane. The transcript has 5 exons.